This is a messenger RNA of Colletotrichum spaethianum, 1779 nucleotides long. Its product is annotated as mannosyl-oligosaccharide 1,2-alpha-mannosidase MNS1. Gene Ontology annotation, cellular component: Golgi membrane; endoplasmic reticulum. Lineage: Eukaryota; Fungi; Ascomycota; Sordariomycetes; Glomerellales; Glomerellaceae. Gene Ontology annotation, molecular function: calcium ion binding; mannosyl-oligosaccharide 1,2-alpha-mannosidase activity. Bases 1 to 1779 code for a protein of 592 amino acids. Gene Ontology annotation, biological process: N-glycan processing; carbohydrate metabolic process. The record is from RefSeq and is a predicted model, not a curated record. The transcript is spliced from 2 exons.
AUGGGCGCAUUAUACCGCUGGACGCGGGUGCGUUCGCUCGCCCUCGCCCUUGUUACUAUCGUCUGUCUCGUCUACAUACUAGACACGGUCUGGCUCCACCCGCGGACGGAAACCGCUAUGCUUGAGCGCUAUAUGAACCUCGAAGAUGUCGCCCCACCGCCCGUGACGUCGAAAUCAAGCUUCGACUGGUCCGCCGUCAACUUCAAGUACCCGCCGCAAACGCCGCUGACACCCGUCCCGGCCAGCCCCGGCAAGGGUUCCUCCCUGCCCCGGAUCCAGCACCGCUUCCUGUCCGAGUCCAUCUCGGCCUCUCGGGUCCGCGAAGCCCGUCGCCAAGAGGUCCGUAAGCUAUUCCUGAAGAAUUGGGCAAGCUACAAGGAGUUCGCUUGGAUGAAGGACGCGCUCAAUCCCAUUUCCGCCACUGCAAAGGACCAAUUCUCCGGAUGGGCUGCCACCCUCGUCGACUCGCUCGACACACUGUGGAUCAUGGGCCUCAAGUCCGAAUUCGACGAAGCCGUUGCAGCCGUCGCGAGAAUCGACUUUAGCUCGUCCUCCUCGAGCCGUGUCAACACUUUUGAGACCAACAUCCGCUACCUCGGCGGUCUCAUGGCUGCGUACGACCUCAGCAGGCGACCCGUCCUGCUGGACAAGGCCGUUGAGCUGGGCAACAUGCUCUACGGCGCCUUCAACACUGAGCACCGCAUGCCCGUCGACUUUAUGAACUUCGAAGACGCCAAGACCGGAAAAGGUCUCAUUGUUGAAGGCUCUGUUGUGUCUGCCUCUCCCGGGACGCUGUCUCUUGAGAUGACACGUCUGUCCCAGCUCACUGGCGACCCAAAAUACUACGACGCCGUGGCAAAGGUCAUGGACCUCUUUCACAAUGGUCAGCAAAAGACCAAGCUGCCCGGCAUAUGGCCCAUGUACGUCUCCAUGAGCAACCGCGACGUCGUCUCGGGCUCAACCUUCACCAUUGCCGGCUGCGCCGACUCGCUAUACGAGUACCUCCCCAAAAUGAUGGCCCUCCUCAACGGCCGUGAGCCGAAAUACCAAACCAUGACGGAAAACUUCCUCAAGGCAGCCAACGAGUCGCUCUUCUUCCGUCCAAUGCUGCCCGGCGAGGAGAACGUGCUCAUCUCGGGCAACGUCAAUGUCGACAAUGACGGGCAAAAGAAACUCGACCCGGAGAGCGAGCACCUGGCUUGCUUCAUCGGCGGCAUCUACGCCCUCGCCGGCCGCAUCCUGGGCAAAGAGGAGUGGGUGAAAGUCGGCGGCCGCCUGACGCUGGGGUGCUACUACGCCUACCAGGCCAUGCCCACGGGCAUGAUGCCAGAGCGCUUCAACAUGGUCGCCUGCGACCGGAGGGAUGACUGCAAGUGGGAUGAGGACAAGUGGGAGGCUGGAAAGAAGCUACGGCCCGAAUACAAGGAGCACCUGCCCAAAGGCUUCACGACGGCAAAGGACCCGCGAUACAUCCUCCGCCCGGAGGCCAUUGAGAGCGUUUUCGUAUUGUACCGCAUCACGGGCGACAGAGGAUUCCAGGAAGCGGCAUGGGAGAUGUGGAAGGCCGUCAGCAACGGGACGCUGGUUGACCUUGGAAAUGCCGCUGUUCUGGACGUCACUCGGAAGCAGGAACCCUUGCCCAAAGAGGACUACAUGGAGAGUUUCUGGCUGGCGGAGACGUUGAAGUACUUCUACUUGGUCUUCUCACCCCCUGACCUCAUCAGUCUUGACGACUACGUCCUCAAUACUGAGGCACACCCCUUCCGGAGGCACCGCUGA